UUUGGUUGCGUCUUGGUGUAUUUAAUGUUGCCAAUAACGGGGGAUUUUUUUUUUUUCUUUUUUUUUUUUUCCGAGCCGAGUACAGGUCGUGCUGCAAUUAGUUCAUUGAAAACUCAGUUGCUCUCUGAGCGCUUGGACAGAGACUGCUUUCGGCUUUUUUUCUGCUGAUUGUUAAGAUCUCCUAUAGAGAGCUGCAACAAUGCCCAAAAGAAAGGCUGCCGGUCAAGGUGAUAUGAGGCAGGAGCCGAAGAGAAGAUCAGCCAGGCUGUCUGCUAUGCCUGUGCCCAUUACACCAGAGUUGAAGCCCAAAAGAACAUCAACUCCAAAGAAACUGAAGACAAAAAAUGCUUUGAUGGAAAAAAAUACAGAUGCAGGUGUCAAAGCAAUAGCUGAAAACAAGCAAGAAGAAGUUAUUAAAGGAGAAUGUAAUGAUGAAAAUGCUGAAAAUGGAGAAGCCAAAAUUAUGGAGGCACCAGCUCCUGAAAAAGAACUUGAGGAAAUGAAAGAAGAAAAAAAUGAAGAUGUUGAAGAAGUGGGAAUAGAAAAGAAGGAAGUAGUGACAGCAGCAGGAGAAGAUGAAAAAGAUCAGGAAGGAGAUGGAGAAGACCAAAACAAAAAAGAGGAGAAAAGAGAAGAUGGGAAAGAGAACAAAGAUGGAAAAGGAAAAGGAGAUAGAAAAGAAGAUGAAGAUGGAAAAGAAAAAGAAGAUGGAAAGGAAGAAGAAGAGAAAAAAGAAAAAGGAGAUGAAAAAAAGAAUGAAGAUGGAAAAGGGAAGGGAAAAAAUAGCAAAGAGGAAGAAGAAGAAAAGGAGAAAGAGAAAGGAGAUGAAAAAGAGUGUGAAGAUGGAAAGGGGAAAGGAGAAGAUGUCAAAGAAUUUGAAGAUGAAAAAGACACAGGAGAAGAAAAACAGGAAGAAGACAGAAAAGAGAAUGAAGAUGGAAAAGAGGAUGAAGAUGGGAAAGAGGAGAAAGGUGGAAAUGAGGAGGAAGCUGGAAAUAGGCAGGAAGGUGGAAAUGAGAAAGGAGAAGAAGAUGGAAAAGAGGGCAAACAUGGAAAAGAGGAAGAUGGAACAGAAGAAAAUGGAAAGGGAGAUGGGAAAGUUGGAGGAAAGAGAAAGGAAAAUAAGAGGAAGGCUGAAGUGGGAAAAGAAGUAGCUGAAAAAGGAGAGGUCAAAAACGAAAAAAAAGAAGAAUCUCAGAGUAUUGUUUAAAGCUGCCCUAUAUAGUUUCAUAAUUGGUAAUAUGUGCCUCCAUGUUGUAAUGUUAAUAGAGAUAAAUAUUUUUAUCAAAUAUUUUAUAAACACAGCUUUUCUUUAGAAUCAGUUUAACUUCAGAACAUCUUCAUACUGAUUAUUAGUCACAAAGUAGCUAACAUGAAACCUUUAUACAUUUUGUGAUCAUAAUAGAAUAUAUAAAAAUAUGCUUUCAACUUUGUCAGUGAAUUUCCUUUUGUGUAACUUAUGUGUUAAAUCUUUGAAUUUUAAUUUUACUCCUAUAUGUGAUAAUUUCACAAAGUGGGGAGAUCCAGAAAAGUUUCUUCCAAAAUUCUUGUGGUUCUCUAGGUUGCUUUUAUAAAAAAGGUUAACUAUUUUCUGUAAUGCAAAGAGUUAGAAUUCUUUCUCAGAUAUAACUUUAUUAUCAGCUUGUGAAGAAAUAAAAUUGCAAUUCCAUUUUUUAAAGAUUUACAAUUUUUUUUCAGAAGGGCAGUUCUGAUUAUAUGUGUAUCCAUAAAAUUUUACUAGAUUGAUCUUAAUAAAAAUUCUCUUCAAAAAUAAUUGUAGUUUUUUAUAUCUCUAAAAAUAUAGUUAGUGAAAUAUUAUAGUGCUUGAUUUUUUCUAUUGUGAUGUUCACAAAAGCGUUAAUUUUUUUUUGCAC
Molecule: messenger RNA, 1874 nt
Organism: Mirounga angustirostris (Northern elephant seal)
Lineage: Eukaryota; Metazoa; Chordata; Mammalia; Carnivora; Phocidae
Gene: HMGN5
Product: high mobility group nucleosome binding domain 5
Exons: 6
Coding region: 200-1210 (336 amino acids)
Biological process (GO): chromatin organization
Cellular component (GO): nucleus; chromatin
Molecular function (GO): nucleosomal DNA binding
Source: RefSeq, a predicted model, not a curated record